UCCUCACACCCACCUCUGUGCCCUGAACCAGGCUCUCCACAUCUCCUUCCUCAGGGUAGAUCUGUUCCUUUUAUAUCAGGACCACAGGCACAGCUCCUUUCCUCCUUUCCCUGGGAAAGAGCUUUGGGUGGCAGGGCUGGAUUGUAUCUUGUUCUCCUUUCUUCUUGAGCAGCUUUGCAACUAGAGCAACAUGGGGAGCAUUUCAGGCUCACAUAUCUUUUAGUCAGCCUUGUGAAUCUCACCUUGUUUGCCUCCCCCUAGCCACAUGACUCUCCAGAUCCAAGGCAUCUGUGCCUUAGGUGCUACUUCUUCCUUUAGUUGACAUUUUCUUGGGCCUGCCUAUGCCAGGAAUUGCCGUGACCAACAUGGUCACUAAUUAUGUGGAUUAUGGGCUGCUUUUGCCAAACCUUUCUCUGAAAUUCUUUCUGUAGUAGUUUUGUUUACUGUGGGCCUUCAUGUGCUGAGUAUUCUGGGGUUCACAGGAGAUAACAGAAUGCUUGUAUAUUCCAGGUGCUGUGUAGUUACUCACCUUAGGGGUUAGGGUGAAUGGUACUUGGUGGUUCAUAGGAUCCAUAGGAAUGCAGCUACAGCAAGAUGGGGUGAGAGGGAACCUGGCCCUGAGGAGUAGCACCUGUUUGAGAUAUCCUAUCUGGCCUGUGUUCAAAUCAUACCAGAAGCCUAUUCUGACUAAUAUUUUGGUGAUAAUGAUAGCGGUGGCCAAACCCAUUACUGCCUUUCUUUCCCCAUUCUUGACACACUUUGUUGACUUGUUGAUUCUAUUGUUUGUCACUUCUACUCCUAUAUCCAGCCCAGUGUGAGUCCCACAUCUCACGGCUUCAUCUGUAGUGCUCCCCAGGAUUGCCUUCUGCACUUCGUGUUUUGAGGUGUGCACCCAUUUGUUAACAGUCCUUGAUGGCCAGCUGCUCAUUUGCUAUCACAUUUUCUUGGGCCCAGACAUACUUCAUAAUGCAUGUCAGAAGAUGAGAUCUGGCUGGGAGAUGUUCUAGAGGAGGAAGCCAUAGCCCCUGCCUCUUCCUGUGUGGCAUCCCAUGGGCUUCCUCUGUACUGGGAUUCUUAAGGGCCUGUUCUGCUAGGCCUCCUAAUCUUCAGCCUGAACUUGACUCCCUGACUCUGCAAACAGUUCCUGGACUCAGGUUGUUUGUGUGAAGCAGAAGGUGAGAAGACAAAUUCUCUGCUGACUGUUUCUGCACAAAGAAGGCCCAUUUCUCCUGAGAAGGCCUAUGCCUGUGAGAUAUGUGGACCAGUCUUGAGAGACAUUUUAUACUUGAUGGAGCACCAGCACUGUGGGCAGAAACAGUACAUGGAUGGGGCAUGUGGGAAACAAUUGCAGUUUACUGCAUAUCUUCAUCAGCACCAGAAGCAGCACACUGGGAAGAAAUUCUUCAGAAGUGAUGUGGGUAGAAACUUGUUUCUGAGCAGCUACAGAUUCGAGGUAUCUGAGAAACCCUUUCUCUGCAGAAAUGUUGGGAAGGACUUCCUGGUCAGGUCAAACUUUCUGCAGCAACAGGCCCCUCACAAUGAUGAGAAGUCAAGCAGCAGAACCAAGAGCACACUGGGCUUUCCUAGUGUAAAAAGUCACUACAGCUGGGGAGAGCAGAUGAAAACUUUGAGCUACAAACAGGCACUUGUUCCACAUCAGAGAAUCUUGAGUAAAGAAAGAUCUUACAUGUGCACUGAAUGUGGGAAAUCCUUUAGUACAAGCAGUAGCCUCAAUGAUCAUCUAAGAAUUCACACAUUAGAAAAGCCUUAUGAAUGUGGAGAAUGUGGGAAAUGCUAUAGGCAAAGCUCUAGCCUCAUUACACACCGAAGAGUCCACACUGGAAUAAAACUUCAUCAGUGUGAUGAAUGCGGAAAGUUAGUUAGUAGGAAGUAUGACCUCUUCAUCCAUCAAAGAGUUCACACUGGAGAAAGACCUUAUGGGUGCAGCAAAUGUGGGAAAUCAUUUAGGCAUAGCUCUAGCCUUGUUACACACCAGAGGAUUCACACUGGAACAAGGCCUUAUGAGUGUCGCAAAUGUGGGAAAUCCUUUACCCAUAGCUCCACACUCCUUCAACACCAAAGAGUUCACUCUGGAGAAAGGCCUUAUGAGUGCGGUGAAUGUGAGAAAUCCUUUAGCCAGAGCUCUAGCCUCAUUAGACAUCAGAGAAGUCACACAGGAGAAAGGCCUUAUGAGUGUGGGGAAUGUCAAAAAUCCUUUAGCCACCACUCUAGCCUCAUUAGACACCAAAGGAUUCAUACUGGAGAAAGGCCUUUUGAGUGUAAUCAGUGUGGGAAAUCCUUUAGCCAGAGCUCUAACCUCAAUGAUCACCAGAGAGUUCACAAUGGGGAAAGGCCUUAUGAGUGCAGUGAGUGUGGGAAGUCCUUUACCUUCACCACCAACCUCCUGAAACAUCAGAAUGUUCACAAGGAUAAAGGCCUUUCAGCAACACAAGUAGGGUCUUUUUUGGACUGAAACACAUCCUGUAAACUGGUCAAUCCAUAUACUCAUGUGACAAGUAAUUAAGUUUCAGUGAGAUCGUAAGGUUUGGGCCCUAAUCCAAACUGGUGGUGUUACGAGAGACACCAGAAGGUUCUUUGUGUGCAUAGUGGAAAGAUGACACAACAGAGCAAGAUGAUAUCUAGAAGUCAGGAAGAGAACCUUCACAGAGCUUGCCUCAGAAUCCCACUGUUCAGGACUGAUCAAAUACAUUUUCUUGUUUAAGCCACCCAAUCUGAUACCUUGUUAUGAAGUCUGAGCUAAUAUAGUUUGGUUUAUGCAUAGGUAGAAAUGGAUAAUGGUUGCUUUACACUUGAGGUGCCACAGUUAGGGGAGAAGGAACAUUUUCUCUGGGCAAAGGUGGGCAUUUUAUUACACUUUAUGUUGACUGUCAUUGUUGGGUUGUCAGAGGUGGAGUAUCAGACCCAAGCAGGUGUGUCAAACCUGUGCCCCCCCCUUUAACGGUAUAGUGAGUUUAUUCACAAUUAGGCAAAUUUGGGAGAGCAGGUAGUUGUCCCACUGGAAUGUAUAAAACACUACAAACAACGUACAAAACUUACUGAAGUGUGGAACAAAAGCCAGGAAAUGUGCAUUUGUAGAUUCAGGCAGGCUUUGACCACCAGUGGGCCCAGAAAUAUACUGGAAGUCUGGUUCUGUUGAAACUUCCUUGGUGCUAGGGCUGUGAUUUCCACUCUAUUUAAAAAUGUUAUAAUAAAAAAUUU
Heterocephalus glaber (naked mole-rat) is the source of this 3219-nucleotide messenger RNA. The record is from RefSeq and is a predicted model, not a curated record. Lineage: Eukaryota; Metazoa; Chordata; Mammalia; Rodentia; Bathyergidae.